CAGUUUGUGGCCUAAUAGCGGUUUUAAAUUGCUCUCCGUUAUGUAUAACGAAAUGAAAGCCCCCCCUCGGGGAUGCGGCGUAAAGUGGCGGUGGCGCCGCGUCGCCAUUUUUAUUUUCUGGUUCAUCCAGAAGCCCAUCCCCCUGGCUGAGGGAAACCGUCCGACUUCCAUUCACUCUGCUCUGGGAAGCGGCGCGGCUGCGCGAGCGGCGGUUGGAACAUGGCCUCGCCAAGGACAAUAACCAUAGUGGCCCUUUCUUUUGCUCUGGGUUUAUUUUUCGUGUUUAUGGGAACUAUCAAGCUCACCCCGAGACUAAGCAAAGAUGCCUACAGUGAAAUGAAAAGGGCAUACAAGAGCUAUGCCAAGGCGCUGCCAGGUCUGAAAAAGAUCGGUAUCAGCUCCGUUCUGCUUCGGAAGAUUAUUGGGUCCCUAGAAGUGGGCUGUGGAGUGGUGCUGACCCUGGUCCCAGGCCGGCCAAAGGAUGUGGCCAACUUCUUACUUCUGCUCGUCAUGCUGGCUGUGCUGUUCUUCCACCAGCUAGUAGGGGACCCCCUGAAGCGAUACGCUCAUGCUCUAGUCUUUGGUAUUCUGCUUACCUGCCGGCUGCUCAUCGCCCGGCAGAGCGAUGAUCGGCCAGAGCGGGAGGACACCCGGGAGGAAUUGCAAAUCAACGACCAGGAAAGGAACAAGGUCAAGCAGUCUUAAGGUCUUCGUCUGUAGAGGAAGAAAUGGAUUGCAGUAAUUGAAAAUUAAAGGGAAUCAUUCACUUCUAGUAAUAACCCUCCACAUACACAUAUCCUCUGUCGUCCAGCUGGCUGACCAAUUAAGUUCACCAAUUCCUCCGCACUUCCACUGUGAAAAUAAGAACUCAUGUUCCUUUUCUCCUCUGCAUAAUUGUGGACAAUCAUGCCUGAUUGAUCUCAACUUAUUGUCACCACAGUCCUGUUUUCUAUUUAUUUGAGUGCUGGAGCUGUAAUAAAUGUUUGUGUUUUUACUUGAGUACAUAUUUUAACUGUUGAUUUAAGAAUGCCGUUUCUCCAUCAGUCUUUGGAUAUAGUUUUUUUCUAAUUUGUUUUUAUACCGUAAGUAGGUAGGAGAGACCUGUUACAAAUCAAUUUGAAGCAUGCUUAAUUUAGUCAGGAGUGCAUAAGCCAAAAAAGAACUGUUGAUAAAAUUUUGUACGACUUACAUGUCAGCUUUUCAAAGCUGUGUCAACACAAAGACGAAUUACACAAAAUAAUGCAAAUGCUCAUUUACUGUUUAUUUCAGUUGAUAUUUCUGGGUGUUCACAUGAUAGCCUGUUUUAAAACAAAAUGAUCUGAAUAUUCUCUGUCUUCUGCCAGGUUUAGGGCAACUCAGAUUGCUUGAGGUGUUUGCUGCUAACUGAUACAGCAGCAACUUAACCAAAACAAUUAUAAUUUUGCCUGUAAGAACUUGUAUUUUAUUCCUUGUAAUUCACUGUUACAGUACAAAACUGGGUGAUUUCUUUUUCCAUCUUUGAGCAUUUUAGGUGCAGUUACAAAUCCUGUCAAUAUUUCUGUAAAUGGAUAACUUUAAAUAAAGAAUUGGAGGUGA
Molecule: messenger RNA, 1575 nt
Organism: Poeciliopsis prolifica (blackstripe livebearer)
Lineage: Eukaryota; Metazoa; Chordata; Actinopteri; Cyprinodontiformes; Poeciliidae
Product: novel acetylcholine receptor chaperone
Exons: 2
Coding region: 220-705 (161 amino acids)
Biological process (GO): positive regulation of protein localization to cell surface; chaperone-mediated protein complex assembly
Cellular component (GO): endoplasmic reticulum
Molecular function (GO): acetylcholine receptor regulator activity
Source: RefSeq, a predicted model, not a curated record